AUGGCUUCUCACGCCCUCGUUGAUGCGUUCGAAAGCGCCAAAAAGGAGUUCCUCUCCCGGCUUCCUAAAGGAAUACCAGCCAGCUUUGAAGAAUUCACUACAAUCAACGAGGUAUACAAGGCUGCCGAGCAAAUACAAGCAGCACAGGCCAGCACGAGAAUGAGACGAAACCUCGGCAAGAUUCAACCUUUUCUCGAGUGCUUAAGACACUAUGGGGAAGUCAUCGAGACGUUUGUCACCGUGAAACCCGAUAUACUGGCACUAAUAUGGGGCCCUAUCAAAUUCCUCCUGCUUACAUCGAUCACCUAUAACAAAAGCUUCGACAAUCUAGUCAACGUGAUGGCUCAGAUCGGUCACUCCCUCCCGGCCUUCGAAAAGUACACACAACUGUUCCGGGGCAAUAAGCCGAUUCAACAAGUGCUAUGCCUAUUCUACCAGGAUAUUUUGGAUCUGUACUCCACAUUUAUGGAGUUCUUCCGCCACACAGGAUGGAAAUCAUUCUUCGAUGCGCUAUGGCCAAAAUCAGCUGAACGUAUCAGGGUGAUCAUAGAAAACGUUAAGGAACACAAACUACUCAUGGACGAUUCAAUAACAUUGGCUCAUGUGGUUGAAGCACAUGCAGCCCGCCAAAGAGCUUUUGAGGAAUUUGAAAGGCAGCAUGAGUUUCGACAACGCCAGGACUUUGAGGCCAUCAAAUCUUCUCUCAAUCCGGUGCUUUACGACCGAGACCUGCAACGACUGAAAGCUUGUCGGGUAGUUCGGUCGGGUGACUGGUUAUUGGACCAGGAAGAACACAAAAGCUGGAUUGACCCUUCUGAUAAAAUGACAAGGCUGCUGUGGUUACAGGGGAUACCUGGAGCUGGCAAGACGUUCCUAUCUUCCUCAGUUGUUGAGCACAUUGCAGACAAGGGCGAUCCAAUGGUGUUUGCUUUCUUGGACUACCAGUCCCGAGAAAGUAUUUCUACAAUCCAAUUAUUGCACUCAUUCAUCUGGCAGAUGGCCCUUGACAAUGGCGGUUUGCAGGCACCCCUGAUCUUGGCCUACAAGCAACACUACCGCCGUCUUAAGAGCGACCUUGGCUUCGUCAAAGAACUCUUCAGCCAGUUCUUGGAUGCAGUACCAACAGCCUUCAUCGCUAUCGACGGGCUCGAUGAGAUGCUGCAAGUUGAGCGGCUUCAACUUCUACGGACAAUACUCGAAAUUCUCCAAGCGAAGACUAAUGUGAAGGUCCUUAUCAGCAGCAGACCCGAAGACGACAUUUCAAACCUGAUCUCGGAAGAAUCCAAGCCUAUUCGGGUCCAUGAUUACAACAGCCAUGAUAUUGAGGCAUACGUCAACAUUCGAGCCUCCUCCUUGGUGUCGGAUGCCAGGCUCGCUGAACCCGGCCUUGCACAGGAGAUCUCAAACCAGAUGAAAGCAAUCGCAGCAAGAUCCGAAGGAAUGUUCCUGUACGCACGGCUUGUCUGCGAUAGCAUCGUUCUACUUGGAGAUCUUGAUUUCAUUAAAGAAGCUGUGGAAAAUCUACCGGAGGGCCUCAACGAGGCAUACGACAGAAUCCUUUCCAGAAUCACAGAUGGUCUGCAAUCACGCCAACGCGACGAUGCUCGGCAGAUUCUGGCACUUAUCACUUGCUCUGUAGUGCCGCUCAGCAAGAACGAGAUUCAACUUGCCGUCUACACCGCCCACGGGAGGGAUCCAUCCAAAGGAUGCAAGGGAUUGUUCCUGAACAUACUGGACCGGUGUGGUCCAAUUAUUGAGGAAAUUGAUGGACAGUUUCGCUUCGUCCAUUUCAGUGCUCGGGAAUAUCUUCUCAGCGCCCAGAGCAACUAUUAUCUCACCGAACCUGCAGCAAAUGCGUGCGUAGCAUCAAUGUGCAUUAGCUAUUUGAGUUCUGGCUGUUUUGAUGUGGACAUCGACGACAACACAUUGGGCCUACACGUUCGAUCCGGUGCAUUUGUUCUCUUCGCCUACGUCUGCAAUCACUGGCUUCAUCAUAUCGAGAAAGUCGAAAAGCAAGAGUAUCAAAGGUUAAUGAAGGAUAUGAAUCGCCUUAUCGACGUGAGAGUCAAUCCGAGUUUCGUAGGCGAGGCUAUCGUAUCCGAGUCCCACGACGCGAGCAGGUUGCAAAAUAUGAACUCGGCUGAAGAGAAGAUCAAGCGCAUGCUUGGCAGCGCUCACUCCUUUUCAAAAAUACGUAAGAGAGAUGUUAGCUUCGACGAUGAUGAAGACUGGAAUUUCAUGGACCCAUUCACAUUCACAGAGACUGAGGCAAGAUUCCGCCACAUGCUCGAAUCCAUGCUUUGUGAGACAGCCAAGCAUCGACCUGACUGUACCUGUCAGGAACUGAAGAACAUAUACGGGAACAGUAUUUACAAGUGUGGCAGGCCGGGAUGCCCGUUGUACAGGGUCGGAUUUGACACCAUAUCCAGGAGAGUUAAGCAUAUACAGAGACACAUUCGGCCUUUCAAAUGUGAACACUCUGAAUGUGCUUUUGCCACUCUUGGGUUCGCAAAAGAGACAGAUUUGGAGGCACAUUUGGCCAAUGCUCAUAACCAAAACCUGCACGCUGUGCCCCGCAUCACGCAGGGACGGACGAAUGCAUCGAGCGAAGAAGAAUUGAAGGCCAUUCUCAUCGACGCAGUUCAAGAAAAUGAUCUGUCUAUGAUCCUAGUAGAAGAAGAUGCAGUACGGAGAUUCACAUACGACCUGCUAUUGAGCGCUUACAAGGGACGAUCAUCCGACGCUAUUAUCAAGCACUUGCUCGGUGAGCUCACGCAACAAGAUUUCUACUACGGAGAUCCCAGAUUGCUACUAUGCCCAGACAUAUUCAUGGCUUCAAUUGAUCAUGGAAAUUACGAUGUGUUUGGGCAGUCUUGCAAUCUCUUCCACGAGUGGUACCAACCUACACCCAACGGCAUCAGACGUGGCGUGCAAGUGCUGAAAGCCGUGGGCCAGACAAGACGUGCAGACCUCGUGGAGAUGGUAUCGUCUAACUUACUCGUGAUGGAUGAUUCAGUGGGUACUUUCAAGAUUUCGAAUUUCAAGACACUCCUCGUAGCAGUUAUACCCAGAAAGCCCGACACGCAGGCAGAGAUCCUGGCACUGGAGUGUUUCGAGAGGAUCCAACCUCAACUCUCAGAGCAUUCAAGUUACCUGCUCACACAACUGGGAGAACGUUGUUGUUCAAUCGCGAUCGCAGAGUUCUUCUUAGCAAACGGCGCUGCCGUCGACGGCCUUCAUGACACGAGCACUGGGUCGCAAUGUCCGAUUUAUACUGCUGCCAAACAGACUCACCGAGAGGCAGCCAAAUUCAUGGAGCUUCUGGUGAAAAAAGGCGUAUAG
Molecule: messenger RNA, 3342 nt
Organism: Diaporthe citri
Lineage: Eukaryota; Fungi; Ascomycota; Sordariomycetes; Diaporthales; Diaporthaceae
Exons: 10
Coding region: 1-3342 (1113 amino acids)
Source: RefSeq, a predicted model, not a curated record